Messenger RNA from Orcinus orca (killer whale), 5045 nucleotides. RefSeq names its product zinc finger protein 746 (gene ZNF746). Gene Ontology annotation, biological process: regulation of DNA-templated transcription. Lineage: Eukaryota; Metazoa; Chordata; Mammalia; Artiodactyla; Delphinidae. The transcript is spliced from 7 exons. The record is from RefSeq and is a predicted model, not a curated record. Bases 1539 to 3443 code for a protein of 634 amino acids.
GUAGGCUCUGAUUCUCUGUCAUAAAAAAGAAAAACCCGAGGCCUAGAGAAGUUAACUUGCCCAGGAUCGCACGGCUAGAAAAGGUGUGGAAAGACAGGGUUGCUCUGUGUGCUGGGACACACUGGCGCUUUGGGGGAAACAGGUACACUGGUGAUGGUAAAGCAAGGCAGAAGGAGGUGCGUGCACCUUCCUGGCCUGUGCUGCUGUGAUUUGAGCUGGGCUUUUAGGGAAGGCUAGGAUUUCAUCAGGCUGAGCUGGACCCGUGGAGCUUUUCAGGUAGGGAGGAGGCUUGGACACAGACUGGCAGGCAGUGCCGGGAGGAGAGAGAAGUCGUUUGCCUGGAAAAGAUGGUUUUGGUAGGGAGGCACGGGGAGAGGAGGCUGCAGGGAGAGUUGGAAGGGGUUUGAAGGCCUGCCUGGACUUCAUCCUAUGGGUGGGGAGCCAUUGAAGGAUUUGGAGUUCCCUUCCCAUCAGCUGUUCUCAAGCAAAGAGUUUCCGCUUCCCUGGCAGGAGUCUGAGGCCAGCCCCAUCUUGUCCACCCACUAUUCAGCGAGGAGCUGGGCUUGAGUAGAAACAGUCGCCACCUCUCACCAAAUAGUGUGAAGGCCUCACACGAGGCUCCCUGGCCCCGUUAAAAUGUAAGAAAACUGCAUGUGUCCAUUUAUAAGGUUGGAGUUUACGCAGAUGCCCUUUUCAUGGAACACAAAGAUUAUAAUAAUGGCAGUCAGAUGCUCUUGGAGGCUGAGUGGGAUUUCUGGGGUUGGGGAGCUGGGCGAUAAAGUGAAAGGACACUUCUGAAGCAAACGUUUAGAGGCUGGGGUCGUAUGUCUGGGAUCGGUCAAGAGAGGAGGAGUGAGGGGAAGGGAAGAAACGUGGCCUCGCACCCAGGGGCAGGGCUGCGCCAGCCCAAGGUGCCAGCCCAGUGCAGUCUUUGCAGCCUCAGAGCAGAGCCACCUACCUCCUGAGCAGGAAUCCCACAUCCAGUUGUUUCUCUGCCAGUCCAGCUCCUCUCCGUCCUUUGAGGCCCAGCUAAAGCCCUACCUUCUCCAGGUCAGAGGUCAUCUGGUCCAGCUGCCUUCCAAACAACCACAAAAUCCCUGAUGCUCCAUCCUUGCCAGUUUUUUCAGCCUCUGCUCAGACUCUCCUGUCGCUAUCUUCUGAGGCACCCUCCCAUGUUCUAGUUCUCAGUGACUUCCUCUGAAUGAACCCACACUGGUUCCUACCAGUCACUUUUCAAUUUUGCAGAUAGUCACCAAACAUUUGUUUAGGAAUAGUUUUCAGAAUGCUGUAAGGUACCAUUGAUCCUCAGGUGCUGCCAGAAGGUAUAAAUAUCAGGGCUUCCUCUCUGACCCAUGGGUCCUACCUUCAGAUGUGGGUUGGGGGGGUCUAGUGGUUGAGUCCCACCCAAAGCAAAAUGUGUCCUUGCCUCGGUGUCCCCAGCUGCCGGUCAUCUAAGCCACGAUUGAACUGUCCAGCGACAGGCAAGUCAGGGGAAUGACGGUUUACGAUGGUUGCAGCACAUAUAAAAGUCUCACCUUAUGGCAUAUGUCUCACCUUCCUCGCCAGUCUGUAAGAUUUCUCCGUGGACAAUGGCAGCUACAAUUCAGGCCAUGGAGAGGAAGAUCGAAUCGCAGGCUGCCCGCUUGCUUUCCCUAGAAGGUCGAACCGGGAUGGCCGAGAAGAAGCUGGCCGACUGCGAGAAGACGGCCGUGGAGUUGGGGAACCAGCUGGAGGGCAAGUGGGCGGUGCUGGGGACCCUGCUGCAGGAGUACGGGCUGCUGCAGAGGCGGCUGGAGAACGUGGAGAACCUGCUGAGGAACAGGAACUUCUGGAUCCUGCGGCUGCCCCCGGGCAGCAAGGGCGAGGCCCCCAAGGAGUGGGGGAACCUGUCCGAGUGGCAGAAGGAGCUGUACAAGCACGUGAUGCGGGGCAACUACGAGACGCUGGUCUCCCUGGACUAUGCCAUCUCCAAGCCCGAGGUCCUCUCCCAGAUUGAACAGGGGAAGGAGCCGUGCAGCUGGCGUCGCGCUGGCCCCAAGGUUCCAGAUGUUCCUGUGGACCCGAGUCCAGGCUCAGGGCCCCCCGUUCCUGCCCCUGACCUCUUGAUGCAGAUCAAGCAGGAAGGGGAGCUCCAGCUCCAGGAGCAGCAGGCUCUAGGCGUGGAGGCGUGGGCAGCCGGACAGCCAGACAUCGGGGAGGAGCCGUGGGGCCUCAGCCAGCUGGACUCCGGAGCAGGAGACGUCUCUACCGACGCUGCCUCUGGCGUCCACUCCAACUUCUCAACCACUAUCCCGCCCACCUCCUGGCAGGCGGAUCUCCCCCCUCACCAUCCCUCCUCCGCCUGCUCAGACGGGACGCUGAAGCUCAGCACGGCCGCCUCCACGGAAGCAGAUGUAAAGAUUGUGAUAAAAACCGAAGUCCAGGAAGAGGAGGUAGUGGCCACACCAGUGCAUCCUACUGACCUAGAAGCCCACGCGACCCUGUUCGGACCAGGCCAAGCCACAAGGUUCUUCCCUAGUCCUGUCCAGGAAGGAGCCUGGGAGAGCCAGGGCAGCUCCUUCCCCAGCCAGGACCCCGUGCUGGGGCUGAGAGAGCCCGCCCGGCCCGAGCGCGAGCUGGGCGAGCCCAGCCCCGCGGUGACCCAGGACGAGACCCCUCCAGGGGACUGGCUCUUCGGGGGGGUCCGGUGGGGCUGGAAUUUCAGGUGUAAGCCUCCCGCGAGCCUGAACCCGAGGACCGGGCCUGAGGGUCUGGCCUACUCCUCGCCCGACAACGGAGAGGCCGUGCUGGACCCCGGCCAGGCCCCGAGACCCUUCAGCGACCCCUGCAAGUACCCCGGCCGGACCAAAGGCUUCGGCCACAAGCCGGGCCUGAAGAAACACCCGGCGGCCCCCCCGGGGGGGCGGCCGUUCACGUGCGCCGCGUGCGGGAAGAGCUUCCAGCUGCAGGUCAGCCUGAGCGCGCACCAGCGCAGCUGCGGGGGGCUGCCCGACGGGGCGCCGGGGGCGGCGGGCGGCGCGCGGGACGGCAGCGGCCUGCGGUGCGGCGAGUGUGGCCGCUGCUUCACGCGGCCGGCGCACCUCAUCCGGCACCGCAUGCUGCACACGGGCGAGCGGCCCUUCCCCUGCACCGAGUGCGAGAAGCGCUUCACCGAGCGCUCCAAGCUCAUCGACCACUACCGCACGCACACGGGCGUGCGGCCCUUCACCUGCACCGUGUGCGGCAAGAGCUUCAUCCGCAAGGACCACCUCCGCAAGCACCAGCGCAACCACGCAGCGGGCGCCAAGCCGGCCCGGGGCCAGCCCCUGCCGCCGCUGCCUGCCGUGCCCCCCGACCCCUUCAAGAGCCCCGCCUCCAAAGGACCCUUGGCCUCCACGGACCUCGUGACCGACUGGACUUGUGGCCUGAGUGUCCUGGGACCCACCGACGGCGGGGACCUGUGAGGCCCCCGCGGGCGACCCCCGCAGGCCCAAGUGUAAAGAGGCGCUUCUCCAGACAGCAGGGUGGUGCGAAAAGCUUCGAGGCGGAACGGAGCCUGGGGGAGAACCAGAUUCCCAGUUGCUGAACCGAUCACUGGAGCGGGAGAAAAUACCAGACAACGCAGCUCCCACCUCUAAACAAAGUAGAAUUCUCUGAUUGUGAAACUGAGCAGCAUAGAAUUUUAAGUAAUUUAAUUACGAAACUUUUUUUUUUUUUUCUAAUUCUUGAAGAGAAAGCCGUUAAAUAGUAGUAGCAGCAGUUUAAACUUCGUAGUGUACCUUUGGUUUCCGGAGUGCGUGUGUGUGCUGUGGGCUGUGUCCUUACCAAGUCUGACAGAGGGUGCGACGGAAGCUUGGCUGGCCGGGGACGCGGGCGAGGAGGGACCUGGACCUCCCUGGCCUCGGUGACCCCUAGGGAUGGGCCGGUCUCUGCACACAGCCCCAGGGGAGCGGAGACCGGGCUUUGCCCAGGGCCAGGCUGGGAAGUAAGGCCAGCCGGGCGCCGUGGAAGCCCAGCCUCAGCUCGCGGGCAGGAGGACUGAGGAGCAGUAGCCCGGCGUCUCUCAGCACCUGCCUCUCAUCUGCGAAGGCUCUGCGCCAAGUGCCCGCCGUGCGCAGGCGCUCUGCCGCUCCCCCUCCCCCCCCCCCGCCCCGCCCCGUGACUCCUGGGCCUCGUAAAGGAGAGCUGUCCGGAAGCACCGUUAGGGAUGCAGGUGUGAGGCAGGGGCUGCAGAAGCAGGGCCGGGAACGGAGCCUCACCUGCCGACCCCCACAGGGGAGGGGCUGCCCUCUGCUCCUGCCAGAUGCUCGUUUCCUUUUCUCUUGGUGUGGUGUGUGUUCUCGCUGUCCAGACGCUUUCACACGGAACCUCAUUUGAUCGUUACUGUGCCCUAGUGAAGCACGCCGGACGAGCAUCCUUUCCUGCGAGACAUGAGGCAAUAAGCUACUCAGAGGGGACCCAUCUCAGCCUCGCACCCCGUGUGCACGAUGAGUGCAGACACUUGGGAAGAGGCUCAGGUCAGACUUGGCUCAUCCUUCUGGAGCAUCAGUUUGGGGGAGGAAUGCUUCUCAUUUUGCCCUCUUAGAAGGUUUGCCCCACAUCUGCCUGAGCAAAAUCAUCAGGCCUCAAGCUUUAGCCAAGUGGCGGCCUUGGCGGCCGGUGGGCGCUCACCCCCGGGAGGGGUCGGGGUUGAGGGGCUGGGCCAGGGGCAGGGCUUGCUCGUUCCCUGGCUGACAUCUUGAAGGUGGAAUUAGAAAUGGGCCAAGGUUUCUUGAUUCCACCCCAAUGCUGUCUCUGCCACACGAGUAUCCAUUCCCGUUUUGUUGAAGCAGACGCUGGUUCCUUGUCCUCUGGGGAACUUGUUUCCCGAGGGGGGGAGACCAUCACUUCUGUUCAUUCAGCUCCCCUGUGCGUACUUUUAUUAGGCAAUAGACUAGUUAAGAAGAUUGUUUCUAUGUACUGUAUAUUUUGUACCAGUUUACACUUCUAAUAUUGAUAUAACUGAUAUUUUGAGAAACAAAUGAAGAGGAGACCUCCUGUUAAAAUAAAACCUAACCAGCACCGAG